AUGUCCAGGCUGCAAGCGAAGAGCUUUAGGAGGAAAUCAUCUCACAGCCACAACAACAGGGUGCCGCGGCGGUGGCCGUCCAGGCUGGUGGACGGCUUCAGGAGGAUGCUGGUGGGGCUCUUCUCCUUCCCGCCGCGGCCGCCCAAGGUGACCUUCUCCUCCGUCGACGACCACCGUGCCGGUGCAGGGGUAGCAGGAGGAGGAGGCGGCGGAGGCGGCGACGCGUCCAAGCGGUCGUCGUGGAGCAGCUCGAACCUGCACCCACUGAACGCGCACUACGACGAGGCCAUUGCCGACUGCGUCGAGUUCUUCAACAAGUCCGCCAGGGUCGACCUCAGGUCAAGGCCACACUUUUGA
Molecule: messenger RNA, 357 nt
Organism: Miscanthus lutarioriparius
Lineage: Eukaryota; Viridiplantae; Streptophyta; Magnoliopsida; Poales; Poaceae
Source: the annotation of a GenBank genome assembly